AUGGGUGUGGACAACGAAAGCUUUGAUGGUGAUGCCGACAUGCAAGGCGGCGUUGUGCAUGGCGAUGUGACCGCCGAAGACCCAGCCGGCGGCCCAGAGACCAAGAGCCGGCGUGCGCCACACACCGACACCACCGAUCCUGCUUUUGUUGGAGAGUCGUCCAUGGCUGCGCAGUAUGACUUUGCCAAUAAUUUCUUGGAACAGGCCUUCCGUGCUGGGCCACUACAGGACUUCCGGCUCGAGAUGGAUGAGACCCUAGGUGCACUUCGUUCCCUUGUCCACGCCCGGAAAACACACAAUGACGUCCGCGAGGCCGUCUUCCCCCACGCCAAAGCUCCCUUGCCCGCCCAGCCCUACGAGCGCAUGUUACCCAAUUCUAAUCUAGCGAUGGCUAGCCUGAGGAUUGCAAAAGACAAUCCUCGCGUGGGCUACCUAUGGCUAUGCAGCAUCAUGUCUAUUGAGAGCUUCACGGAUCGUGCCCUUAGGGUCCUGUUUUCAUCUGAGUCCUCGGAAGCAGACUACAUCAUUGUCAGCAUCGGCUUGUACUGGCUUUUCUUCAUCCUCAGCAUCGCGAGCCCCGACCAAGACCUUGGCACUCAUGUCCGCCGUGAAGACCUGAUCAAAGAAGCCAUCCUUGGCCUGGUCAUUUUGCUCAGCCUCAGCCCAGAGAUGUCUGAGCCUGGGUCUUCACCGAGACAAUGGCUCGAACGAAAGGAAUACCUUUCGGAACCGAAGAAAGAUAUAACUGUGUUGCCUCCGGAUCCUGGUUUGGGCCCCGAGCCCUACUCAUUCGCAGACCUAAGCUUCGUCUCAUGGAUUCAUGUCGCACGGAUUCAAGGGCGCGCUUACGAGGAGUUGUAUAGCCCCGCGGCUUUAGGACAGUCGGACGAGGUUCGACGCUCGCGGGUCAAGGCCAUGGCAGACGAGGUCAUGGCAGUAAUGCAGCGCAGCGAAGAUAUGAAUGCUGCCAGCCAUCCAGAAUGGGCCACUGCCCUCGAUAUCGACACAUACCAACUCAUGCACAUGAUGGACAAAGUAUUAAAUCGGUCGGUGUUGACACUGCUCUAUCGCGCGAUCCCCUCUCCGCCCGGCUCCCCCUCGACUUUCACACCAGAAUGCGUCGACGCGGCACGCUCGGCUCUCGAGGAGCAGGAAGAGUGUAUGGAACGUCUGAGGCCCUACGACGCCCAGUUCAGGACACUCUAUUUGCAUUGGACGAUUCAUUACAAUCCUUUCAAUCCAUUCAUUGUCAUUUUCUGCCACGUCAUUGAGACCAGUAACAUGAGCGACUUGGACAGACUUCACGAUUGCGUCGCCUCUCUCGAGCCAGCGUCAAGAGAUUCCGAGUCGACAGCACGGCUUCACCGGCUGUUCCAUGUCCUGUACAACGUGGCUCUGAAGUAUGUCGAGGUCAAGCAAAACCAGGAGCAAGCAUCCGUAGGUCGCGAAUUCGACGCGUAUCUUAAUGCACUGGGGUUCAACCCUGGGGGAGCAAUGGACAUGAGGCAGGGCGGGGAUGGCCCCGAGGGGGCUGGUAUACCAGCGCCUAGUCUUGGUCUCACCAUGCAAGACUAUUCAGGCCUCGAGGGCGUACCGAUGUCCAAUCAAGACGUGCCUGCUCCAGGCCGAGACGCGACAGACGCGACACCGCACACCAAGCUGCAAGUCAACUACCUAGGUACAUUCAAGGUGCCUUAUGCAGCGUCCAUGCCGUUUCACUCAGGUGGCACUAUGGCCAAGCGCUCGCGUGGUCAAAAUACUAAGUGCCAGUCGCAGCAUUUCGUGUGCGCCGCUGCGACCAUCUCGGUAAACCGUAUCGGAACUCGGAACGAGGCUGCACCAGAACAGAAGAACGGGGUCAGCCUCAAGUCCAAAUGGCCCAAUUCCGAGGACCUCUACGGGUCCAACCUGCCGUGUCGCGUUCAAGGCGAGGUGGCAGACCUUGUUGUCCUGGGCGAUAUUCCUCCAGAGAUCGAUGGCACCUUCUAUCGGGUAACCGUCGAUCCAUUCGUGCCUCCUCAUCCCGGCAACGUACCACUUGACGGCGAUGGAAAUAUUACCGCGCUGCGCUUCGAAAACGGGAAGGUUGAUUUGAAAGUGCGCUACGUCGAGACUGAGCGUUUUCAAAUCGAACGCAAAGCUGGCAAAGCCAUGUUCGGACUAUACCGCAAUCCCUUCUCUCACCACCCAUGCGUGCGGGCGGCAGUGGACUCGACAGCCAACACCAACCUGGUGCUGUGGGCGGACAAAUUCCUGGCCUUGAAGGAGGGAGGGCUUCCAUAUCAAGUCGACCCGCACACCCUCGAUACCAUCACAUAUGAUCCUUUCGGGGACCAAGGAAUCAAGUCAAAGACUUUCACUGCCCACCCGAAAAUCGAUCCAUUCAGCGACGAGCUCGUGGUCCAUGGAUACGAGGCCAAAGGACUCGCAAGCACUGACAUUGUCGUCUACGCUCUGGACAAAGACGGAAAGAAGAAGGACGAACAGUGGGUCAAGAGCCCUUGGUGUGGCCCAGUCCACGACUGCGCCAUAACCCCGAACUGGCUGAUCCUCGUCCAGUGGCCGUUCGAGGCCAACGUGGAGAGGAUGAAGAAAGGGGUGGAGGGCGAGUACAGGGUCUACCACGACCGGAACGUCAUGCUCAUCCACACCGCCGGCGCCUGGGAGGAAGAUGACGGGAACACGCUCUUCGUGGAGACAACGAGAGUCCACGACAACGGGUUCCCAUUCUUCCCGCCCGACGACGGGAGGACGCCAGCACCCGAUGCGAAGGCAGACUUUGUGCGCUUUAAGCUGGACCUGACCCAGCCCACCGGGAGCAAGCUGGCAAGCGAGCCCGAGGUCGUACUGGACAUCCCGGCUGAGUUCCCACGCGUCGAUGAGCGUUUCCUGUCCAAGCCAUACGAUGUUUCCUGGAUCAACGUCAUGACCCCAGCUGACCAGCGAGACCCAAUCCCACCAGGGGAGGAGCAUCUCGUCUGGGGCGGGCUGGACGGUGUGGCUAUGCACCGCUACUCCACCGGCGAGACCAAGAUCUACUGGACAGGGUUCGAUGGAAUAUGCCAGGAGCCGAUCUUCAUCCCUCGUUCAGAAGACGCUGAGGAAGGUGAUGGGUGGGUCAUGUGUAUGGUGGAGAGGAGGACCGCAAAUCUCUGCGAGGUCAUUCUUUUGGACACAAAGGAUUUUAAGAAGCCCAAGGCCAUUAUCAAAUUGCCAUUCCACGUUAAGAGUCAGGUGCACGGUAAUUGGAUUGACCAGAGGAGACUAAAAGAGAGACGGAGCCUAGUGAAGGAGGGAGUGGAUGUUAAGAUCAGCAAGAGGGGUGCGUUAGAGUCGUGGGACAUCGAGUAG
Molecule: messenger RNA, 3351 nt
Organism: Diaporthe citri
Lineage: Eukaryota; Fungi; Ascomycota; Sordariomycetes; Diaporthales; Diaporthaceae
Exons: 13
Coding region: 1-3351 (1116 amino acids)
Biological process (GO): carotene catabolic process
Molecular function (GO): carotenoid dioxygenase activity
Source: RefSeq, a predicted model, not a curated record